GUCAAAAAUGUAGCUAGCAAAAUUUAACUUUAGGCCCUUUUUUAUAGAAUGGGUGAUGAAAAAUUACACUUGGGCCUCGCACCACUUCGCUCUGUGUUCCGAUGUUCGACCAACAUUUUGGACCUAAACCACGACACUAUGCUGCGCGUGUACGACUAUCUGACCGAUAUGACGGAUAAAGUGCGGCUGGCCAGCACUGCGCCCAAGUUCCGGGAGGCCUUCAAAAUCUGGGCCUGCAAGCAGCGGCAUAAGCUCGCCUUGGAGGAUUUGGAGACGAUGAAGCUGCCGGAGAUGAUCAAUUUCUUUACGCUGGCGGGGCCAUACAUCAAAGUGCUGCAGGUAGACUGCGCCUGGCACGAGAAGGAGUCGCUGCUGAUGGAAUUUUUAGCGGAGUACUGCAAAAAUCUGGAGGAGAUCUACUAUUCAAAUGUCACCGAUGAUUUCCACUAUCGCACAAUCAUGUCACGGAUGAAGCAUCUGAAGCGGAUCACCAUCGAUUGUGUGGAUGCGGAGGAUGUGCUUAGCUUCGAUCUGCAGUCCAAUCGCGGUCUGGAGUACUUUGAGCUGAUCAAUGGCUGUUAUACGGGCAAACAUCUCUGCGGUUUCCCCAAGCUCCACACUCUGAUUCUGCGCGACUGCUUGCUCUGGAACUCUGGAGAGUUUGGCAUACCGUUGAGGUCCUUGCGCAUCCUCAACCUGGACGACUGCUGCUUUGAGGUAAUGAACGAGAGUCUCUACCACAAGAUAGCCGACUGCUGUGUGCACCUGGAGGAGCUCCAUUUCUCCGGCUGUGACUCGCACUUCGAGGUGAUUGCCCAGCUGCCGAAGCUGAAGCGCUGCACGCUCAAGACCUGGGUGACCUCCAAUGAGCUGAACAUUGGAUUCCUCAACACACUGGCCGAGCAGCGGGGCAACAAGCUCACCCAUUUGCAUUUGUCCGGCCAGUUUGAGAUCACCAUUGAGCAUGCCCGCGCCCUGGGGCUGUUGCACUCGCUGCAGGAGCUGCGCUGGAGCAACAACGACAUCCUGGAGGAUGAUCACUUCAAGUUCUUCAACGAUCUGGGUCUGCUCGACACCUAUGGCAUGUCCUUCUGCGGCCGUGUCACGGACAUUGGCCUGAUGCGUCUGCUGCGCAAGUGCGCACAGCUCAGGCUGAUUGAGCUCAAGGAAUGCGAUCAGAUCACCAAUGAGUUUGUGCUCAAUGCAAUCGGUUGUCUGGCCAAGCCCUCGCCAGGCCGCCAUCUGGUGAUCAAUGUGCUGGGCACCAAGAUCAAGGAGAGUCUGCUCACAUCCAUCGAGUAUCUGGCGCCCUUGAACAAUGUAAAACUGAACUUUGUCUGUGAAUAAAAGCGAAACAAUGGGAUCCCACACCACACUACACUUAGUCAUGAACCACAAGGAAGUGCUGGACACAGAAUAUUUAUGAUCAUACACACACACACACAGAGAGUACGCCAUUAGCAAUGGGUUAGAUAAUUGCUGGGACAAGCGUGUGCUGCGGCACUUUAAUAAUAAUAAAAUAGAAAUCCCAAAUCGGUAUUAAAACAAU
This is a messenger RNA of Drosophila obscura, 1549 nucleotides long. RefSeq lists its product as uncharacterized. Gene Ontology annotation, cellular component: SCF ubiquitin ligase complex. NCBI's taxonomy places the organism in Eukaryota, Metazoa, Arthropoda, Insecta, Diptera, Drosophilidae. The transcript is spliced from 3 exons. The coding region runs from base 49 to 1347 and encodes 432 amino acids. Gene Ontology annotation, biological process: SCF-dependent proteasomal ubiquitin-dependent protein catabolic process. The record is from RefSeq and is a predicted model, not a curated record.